This is a messenger RNA of Schistosoma turkestanicum, 1254 nucleotides long. Lineage: Eukaryota; Metazoa; Platyhelminthes; Trematoda; Strigeidida; Schistosomatidae. The record is from the annotation of a GenBank genome assembly.
UUUUCAAGUAAUUAUGUGACUUGUAUCACAUACAGUGAGCAUCAAGCAGAAAUUUGGACUGUUAAAAAUCGACAGCUUUUUUAGAUCUAAAAGAAUUAUAGAAAAUUCCGCGCGAAAUCAAGUGACAACUGGAACAUUAAGUUAUGUCAGAUAUUCGUAGUAAAAGUCUCAGUUUGCCUCAGGUUUAUGAACACGACGGAUUGAGUACUUAUUCUCUUAAUCAACUAAAAUUGGACAAAAAGACAAAACAAUCUGUUUAUUACAUAUGUCAUGUUUGCUUAUUAAAAUCUAAAGAAGUGGAUUUAAAUGAUGAAUUAACUGAAGAAAAAGCCGAAUUUCUAAUUGAAAGUUGUUUGAAAAAACGUUUAGCUCAUUGUAAUCUAUACUGUUUACAAGAUCAAAUUCGAUUUGAAAAGUCAAAACAAUGCGGUUCCAAUCCACCAAGAAAGUUUAUAUUAUACAAGCACAUAAAAUUUAUGUAUAUAUCUGAAAACAAACCAUACAUGUUUAUAUUAUGUACAGAAUUCGAUAAAGCAAAGCGUAAAAUCUAUGAAGUUUACAAGUGUAAAUUAUCACAAGAUGCUAAAAUGUUAUAUGUACUAUUACAGAAAGCAUUAAAAGACAAAGAGUUUUUAUUACGUGAGGAAUUCAAACAUCCGAAAGUAUCGAUCGGCUCACAAUGUUGUUUAAUCAAUGAUGCAACUAUAAAUACAGCUAAUACUGUCAAUACUACAACAUUCGGUAACAAUACUUAUUACAACAAUGAAACAUACAUAAACAGUAUUAGAAAGCGAUCAAUGUUGCCGGUCAGUAGAUCAAUAUCUAGAAAUAAUCUCACUGGAAUCACUUCAAAUAUCUAUGUAGAGCAUUCUAAUGAAUUGAUUCAAAAGCAGGCUGUCACUUCAGCCUCACUACCUAAGUAUGAUGGUCAGUCAACAGAAUUAAUACAAAAGUUGAGUAAUGCCUGCAAUCCAGGCGGUAAACAUUAUGAUAAUACCUGGAAUGUAUCCUUGGUAUUAUUACAAACGGAUUUUAUCAGGGGUGCUCGAAUAAAUGAUACUGGUCCUAUCUAUAUGUUUGUAGCAAGGCAAAUUAAAUAACUAUCGAUAAGUGAGUUAUAGACUACUAAUAAGGUAGAAGAUGCUUUUUGGAACUUGAUGCUUCACUCUAGUUGUCUUUUUAAAGCUUCUAAAUAGAAAAAAAAAUACUGAUUUAUGAAUUUUAGUAUGUUAAAUUGUUAAAUUUUUUCGACUA